Pungitius pungitius (ninespine stickleback) is the source of this 3336-nucleotide messenger RNA. Its product is annotated as protein mono-ADP-ribosyltransferase PARP12-like. Gene Ontology annotation, cellular component: nucleus. NCBI's taxonomy places the organism in Eukaryota, Metazoa, Chordata, Actinopteri, Perciformes, Gasterosteidae. The record is from RefSeq and is a predicted model, not a curated record. Gene Ontology annotation, molecular function: NAD+ poly-ADP-ribosyltransferase activity; NAD+-protein mono-ADP-ribosyltransferase activity; metal ion binding.
GCUCCGGUUAAGUUUCGGUUUCCAAUCAUCAGAAACGAUACCGUACUUCCUGGAGCAGGGAGGGCUCUGGACUCCACAGUGUCCGCCUUGUUUCCUUUGACAUUGGAAGGAAACAAGGAAAGAGCAGGGCCGACACCAUGGACUCCGAAAUAUUGAAGUUCAUCUGCGACAAUCAAGGAGCAGUCGACACCGAUUAUUUGAUGUUUAAUCUCGGCUCGGGCGAAGCUAUUAAUGACGUCAUCCGUAACCAGGAGAAAUUCGCUAUGUGUUGUCCCUUCGGGCAGCCGAAGGUGGUGGCCAGGACCGAGCUGAAGAUGUGCAGAGUCCGAGAUUGCGAGUGCUUCUGCGGCGCGCUUCACCUGUGUAAAAGGUUCCUGUUCACCGGAUCCUGUCCGCUCAGUCAUGGCAGGAUGGGAGCCAAAUUCUCCCAUCAGCUGGACUCCGAUCACAACAUGCCGUUGCUGAGGAGCCAUGACCUGCAGAGUCUUAACCUGACUCAGCUGCGCACGCUGCUGCUGCAGAGUGACAACUGGCUUCUGCCUUCCAUAUGUCGCAAUUACAACAAUGGCGGCGGGGAGUUCGGCCUGUGUGGGGAUGGCCCUGGUUGCAAGAGACUGCAUAUCUGCGAGAAGUACAUGAACCGCGACUGCAGCUGUGUCAAGAACCAUGAUUUUAAUGCUCCCCAGCCACACAAGAGCCUGCAGGAGAGAGGCAUACCUGACGACCUCAUUCCCUCCCUGAGGUCCAUUUAUGGUAAUAUGUUGGCUAUGAAGUACAUUGACAGAAAGGGCGAUAGGGGCAACUCCUCCACUGUCGAUGAUUGGAGCGGCGGCGAUGGUGGGAAUUCAGAGCAGAGCCAAGGGUACAGAGGGAGAGGUGGUUACCGAGGCAACAGAGGCAACGGAGGGAACAGAGGCAACAGAGGCAACAGAGGCAACAGAGGCAAUAGAGGCAAUAGAGGGAAUAGAGGCAACAGAGGCAACAGAGGCCAGAGAGGUUGCAGCGCAAACAGAGGAGACCAUGGCAACAACCUACUGCGGCAGGAAACCUCUUCCCCCGAUGACAUCAGCGAUGACCUCGACUUUGACGAUUUGGAUCUGUACAGCGAAGAUGGAGCGAACAAUGUUCGGCAGCCGCUUCACUUCUUCGCCAGGGAGAACUCCGACGAUGCUCAGAACAGAAAAGCCAGAGGGCGCGGCGAACAACGGGGCAGCCAUGUCAACUCCACUGCCGACAUCCCGGGGGCCGUCAAGGGCGAUGCAAAGGGGGCCAGCGGUCCGGGUGGACAGCAGAGGCCAAGACCCGUGAGAGAUAAAACGGAGAUAUGCUUGUACUUCGUCAAAGGACGCUGUAUACACGAUGACGAGCGCUGCUUUAAAGUGCACGUCAAGAUGCCGUACAAAUGGGAGGUCAGAGAGGACGACAGGUGGACCGCCUUACCUGAUAAUGAGGCCAUCGAGAAGGACUACUGUGACCCUGAAAAAACAUACAGUUGCGGCAUCACACCAGUGCAUUUUGACACGAUGACCCGCGGUUCGGACAAAGUGCGGCGACUCUCCACCCCAAACUCUUUGCUCGAGCCGACCUUCCUCCUCACCACUGAGUGGGUUUGGUACUGGGAGGAUGAGUUGGGGAAGUGGAACAUUUACGCUUCAGCUGGUGCUGGACGCAGUGUGGCAGCGGACAUGGACAGCUCUACUCUGGAGCGGAAGUUUCUGAGCAAUGACAAAGACGUGGUGAACUUCACCGCCGGUUCACAGUCAUACUCACUCAGCUUCCAGGACAUGAUGCAAACAAACACGCAGUACAAAACCCAGAGGCUCGUGAAAAGACGGCCCAAGUUUGUUUCCGCAGCCGAUGUCCAAACACAGAGAGUGAGAAGGCCAGCUGUUCAACCGACUUUCAGCACCAUCCCCAAAAACUGGGACAAGACGCAGAUUCCAGAAACAGGAUACAAGCGAGUCCCCCUGCUGCGCCUCUCGGAGGACUUUAAGGAGCUUGAGAGUCUUUUCUGUAAAACUAUGAGAGGCUUUGACAUUGUGAAAAUAGAGAGGAUUCAGAACAAACCUCUUUUGGAUGUCUUUCAGUGGCAGAAGAAUCAGAUGAAGAACAACAACAACGGGCGCAAUGUGACGGAAAAACAGCUUUUUCACGGCACUGACCCAAAAUACGUAGAUGGCAUCUGCCACACCAACUUUGACUGGAGGAUCUGUGGACUCAAUGGAACGGUGUUUGGCCAAGGUAGUUACUUUGCCCGGGACGCCAAGUACUCGCACAGCUACACCGGUGACUCUGACGUCAGGUCCAUGUUCGUGUCUCGGGUGCUGGUGGGAGACUACACCAAAGGGGAGUCCAGCUACCGCCGACCCCCUUCCAAGGACGGAGGGGACAUCAACUUCUACCACAGCUGCGUGGACGACGUUUUGAACCCUUCCAUCUUUGUGGUGUUUGAGAAGCACCAGAUCUACCCCGAGUACCUGCUGCAGUACAGGGCCACGCACCACUCGUUGACAGGUACGCGGCGGUACCCGCGGCCGAGACCGUCUCAGCCCAUGGUGUCGGCCCAAACAACCAGCGCAGCCUCGCUCCGACCCAGCGCCUCAGCUACUCCACCCAGCGCACACUCGUUCCGACCCAGCGCAACCUCGUACGAUUUUAGCACACCGCCUUACUCGACCAGCAGAAGUCAUGCCCCAAAAGCGCCAUCACCUCCGUUGAAGAAAAAUGAUAGCUGCGUGAUUGCUUAGGGAAAACGGCAAAAUAUCAAUUCACCUCAAAGUAGCCAAGCUACUAUACUAAAGCAACUUUUUAAUUUCCCGGGGGAAAAGACUUCUACUAAGUGGGGAGUUGUGUGGGUUUUCCGCCCCCCCGCUGUGGUUAAGUGAAUGUCGGGCAGCAACAGGACGACAAAAUUGCGAGAUUGUAAAACCUAUUUGGAAGCUUUAUGAAAACAUGUAAUUGGGGUUCAUUUUGUUUCCAUCUAACAUGGAAUUUCACUUCAUAGGUGUGUGAUGAAAAAUAAAUUGAGGGAUAUUCAUUUGAAAUCAACGGACAUUUCCUCAGGAUUCAAAUCCUCGUGCUUCUAAUCAGAAAUACAUGCUUCAUAGUUGUUGUUAAAGCCAGAGGUUCUGCUGCGUAGCUCUAACAGCAGAGAGGGAGGCAGCAUCCUGGGCCAAAAUACGCUAUCACACUAAUGGCUUCAUUCAAAUAAGGUUUUGUUGUGCACAUGCGGGCUGUUUGGAAGUUAAAUCCCUUUCGAGUGUGACUAUCUAUAUACAUCAGUGUUUUCCGGAGCUUUUUAUUUUGUGUAUUAAAUCAAUGAAUAAUAAAACUGCA